Molecule: messenger RNA, 914 nt
Organism: Symbiodinium pilosum
Lineage: Eukaryota; Dinophyceae; Suessiales; Symbiodiniaceae
Source: the annotation of a GenBank genome assembly
AUGAUGGGGAUUGCAAUUGGUGGCGAUGAUGCUUUGCUGAAGGCAAAGCGCCAGAAAAAGGAGGCCGAGGCCGCAAAGAAUCAGGACUCAGCUGAUAAAGCUGACACGCCUGAGGAUGGCAUCAAAAAAGAGGAAAAAGAUGAAGUCAAGGACGAGCUGAAGGAGGAAAAGGAGGAGAAAGUGGAGGUGAAGACUGAGGUCAAGGAGGAAGAUGAGGAAGAGGACGAAGAUGCUUUGAAUGAGAUUAUGGAGGCAGACACUGGAGCAUCCUCAAGAAGGAAGCGAAAGAGACAAGAAGCCGACGAGGCAGUUGUCCCUGACAUGCCGGCAGUGGAAACCGACACCGAAUACGACGAGGUAGACGUGUCAGGUUUCCCCAAGGCCCUGCGGAUAGAAGGCUGCCUCUAUGAAAAGGCCAACGGCCUUUAUAGGAGGUUUAGCAAAUCCAGUCGCGGCAGGCCAGCAUACUGCAAGGCCUCCAAGUUUGCGGACAGAAAGAAAGUGUUCCUCUUCUGGGUGAACAAGAAGUGGUGCGUUGGCUUUGAGUUCGGAGCAAGAAAAAACGUAGCGUUUAUUUCAGAGGUUGACGAGAUCGACGAUCCGCCGUUCGAGCCGUACCCGGGCGUGUGGAAGGUUAUCGACAAACACAAAGACAAAGACCACAAGGAGUCUGCGGAGAAGGAGGAAUGCAUGGGCAUGCGGGUCAUCGACGAGGCUCUGUACGAUGAGUCGCAUGAGCUCGAGGACCUGGAGCAGCCUCUAGAGGCAAAGUACGCGGACGAAGUCCUUAAGCGGUCCCAAGAGAAGGCCCAGAAGAAGGAUGAAAAGAAGAGCCAGAGGGCUGCCGCCAAGGCCAGUGAAAAGGUCAGCGACGUCAGGACCCAGAGCGAGAGCGCGAAAGCGACACCAAAGAA